This is a messenger RNA of Colletotrichum karsti, 1224 nucleotides long. Its product is annotated as methionine aminopeptidase. NCBI's taxonomy places the organism in Eukaryota, Fungi, Ascomycota, Sordariomycetes, Glomerellales, Glomerellaceae. Bases 1 to 1224 code for a protein of 407 amino acids. The transcript is spliced from 4 exons. Gene Ontology annotation, molecular function: metalloaminopeptidase activity. Gene Ontology annotation, biological process: proteolysis. The record is from RefSeq and is a predicted model, not a curated record.
AUGACCGAACCCCCCGCCAAGAAGAAGUGCCUGGGAGUGGACUGCCCCAACGAUGCCGGCUCCCUCCAGUGCCCGACAUGCUUGAAGAUGGGAAUCAAGGAUAGCUUCUUCUGCUCGCAGGACUGCUUCAAGAAGAACUGGGGCAACCACAAGACUAUGCACAAGACCGAGACAAGUAUACUCCACCACAUCCUUCCGCCAAAAGUCGUCUCUAAACCAGAUCCAGAGACAGGUGUCUUCAACCCUUUCCCGACCUAUCCAUUCAGCGGCCCUCUUCGACCCGUCUACCCUCUGUCCCCGCGACGAGUCGUUCCCAAGACCAUCCCCCACCCCGACUGGUGGCAGGAUGGCCAGCCGAAGUACCCCAGAUCCAUUCUCAACCGGAACAAGGUCGACAUCCUUGAUGCCAAGGGAAUCGAGGGCAUGCGCAAGGUUUGCCGCCUGGCAAGAGAGGUUCUGGACAUCGCCGCGGCCGCCAUCAAGCCCGGUAUGACCACGGAUGCCAUCGACGAGAUCGUCCACAACGCCUGCAUUGAGCGCAACUCCUACCCUUCCCCCCUCAACUACAACCACUUCCCCAAGUCCGUGUGCACGUCACUGAACGAGGUCAUCUGCCACGGUAUUCCCGACCAGCGCGUGCUGCUUGACGGCGACAUCCUGAACAUCGACGUCACCCUUUACCACGAGGGCUACCACGGCGAUCUCAACGAGACAUACUACGUCGGCGACCGGGCCAAGGCCGACCCCGACUCCGUCAGAGUGGUGGAGGCUGCGCGCGACUGCCUGGACGCCGCCAUUGCUGCGGUGAAGCCCGGUACCCUGAUUCGCGAGUUUGGCAACAUUAUCGAGAAGAUCGCAAAGGAGAGAAACUGCAGUGUCAUCCGCACAUACUGUGGACACGGCAUCAACAGCCUAUUCCAUUGCCCCCCGAACGUUCCUCACUACGCCAAGAACAAGCAGGUGGGCGAGUGCAAGCCCGGUAUGACUUUCACCAUUGAGCCCAUGAUUGCUCUGGGCAAGUACCGGGACAUCACUUGGCCCGACAACUGGACCAGCACGACUAUUGACGGCAAGAGGACUGCGCAGUUUGAGCACACUCUCCUGGUCACUGAGGAUGGCGUAGAGGUCCUGACGGCCAGGAAAGCCGAUUCGCCUGGUGGAAAGAUCCCGAUGCCCAGCACCGAAGCCAACGCCAGCACCGAAGCCAACGGAAAGAGGGCAUAA